Schistosoma bovis is the source of this 11000-nucleotide messenger RNA. The record is from the annotation of a GenBank genome assembly. NCBI's taxonomy places the organism in Eukaryota, Metazoa, Platyhelminthes, Trematoda, Strigeidida, Schistosomatidae.
AUGAAGCAUACAUCUACGAUUACACUCAGAGUUUCGAAAGCGGGAAAUGCUAAAGAAUGUAUCGUUGUAACUGUUGAUGGAAAUCCCCGAAAAAUUCCAGUUUUCACAUUCGAUCUUGGAACAGGUGACAUUUUCAACGUAGAAGUUACUGGUAAGGUAAUAAAACCUGAAUUUAAAGUGCUUCAAUAUGCAAAUUGUGAAAAUCCUAAAGGUGAGGAGGGGAUACAACUAAGUCACUGGAACUUUGGCUAUGUCUACUACAAUACAGAUGUACAAUGCAACUGGAAUCUGGUAAAUUACUCACCAAAAGAAACGUCGUUUGUUGCCAGAUUUUACGGCAAAAAUGAUUCUGGUUUGGAAAAUAAUAAUCCCGGUAGUGAAAGUGUACCAAAGUAUGAACAGAACGAUUCAAAAUUUAAACUAAAUGAGUACUUCAGCAUAAAUCCGGAUUGUGGGCAAUUAAAACCAUUCGAAAAGCUGCCAAUCUCUUUAUGUCUUUCUCCUAGAUGGAAGAAACCAAAACAAGGUUUUGUCAGUUUAAAUGAAUCUCCAGCAAUAAAACCAUUUUCCAUAUGCCUUCGUAUACACAAAGUAGACCUCAGUUCUUGUGAUUCUUUUGAUCAAAAGAAGUUAAUCAGUUCUUCACAAUCUUCCAUCGUAAUGGAUGAUCAGAACAAUUUAGAAAUAGUCUUAACAGGUUGUUUAAUACCAGUACAAUUUCAGAUAUCACCAAUUAAUGAAUCAAUGAAUGUAGACAAUCAUAAUUUAAAUAAAACUAACGGAUUAAAUACAAUAAUUAGUAAUGAAAAUGUUAAAGUUAAUAAAAUAUAUGAAAAUCAAUUUAUUAUACAAUUUCCUCAAUGUAUAGUUGGUUCAAAACAAUGUACUCAAUUGAAAUUAUCAAAUUAUAGUAAACAUUUACCAAUUCAUUAUAGAAUGCCUCGAAUUGCUCAUUUCAUUGUAAAACCAGAAAAAGGAAUAAUUGAUCCACAAAAAGAUUGUUUAAUUACUGUUUCUUUCAGUCCAAAACAAAUUGGAGAAUUUCAUGCUGUUCAGAAUGUUCACAUUCUCAACUAUUUAACUGGUGUAAAUCCAGUUGUUAUAUAUCAGUGUAAACUCAUUUUUCAUGGUUAUUCACCGGCUUUAACAAUACCACCAGAAAUAAAAUUUAAUCCAGGGAUCAUUCCUAAAUGGGCAAAUGAAGUUGGUAGAAAUACAGAUCUUGUCACAUUCGGAUCGAAUUACGAAUGCCCAAGAGCUGCAAUUAUUAGUCUUAUGAGUAUGAAAAGUUUAAAAGGUCUUAAAUCUCAUGUAUCAAGAUCUGAAUUAAAUACUACAAUGUCUACAAAAAUCGCUUUCCCAAAUGAUAGACUUGCCAGUAUUAGACCAGCAAAUAAACGUGAAGAAUUCAAAACUUUAUAUUGUCGUUUGACGAGAUAUACAUAUACGGAUCGAGAUUAUGAAUGGACUGAAGAUGAAAUGAAUAGUAUAAAUAAGCGACAGUUAACCUAUACUGAUGUUUACCGAAGUCAUGCUCAAAUGAUUGAACAAGUUCAAAAAGAUCGUAUAUUAAUGAAAUGGAACAAACCACCAAAUGAUGGUUCAGUUUUAUUGGAACUGGAUAAAAUAUCACCGAAAUUAAAAAUUGAAAAUUACGAGGAGUUUCAACCAAUUAGAAAACUGCAACCAAUGAAUCUACUGAAGAACAGUAUAAGCGAUAACAUAAGAGUGGAGAAAAAAAGGAAGCCUGAACGAGUUCUAUCAUUGAAAAUGGUGACCAAGAAGAAAGUUAGUGAUGAAUGUAAACGUAAACUUUCUGUUAGUGAUAUAAAUGAACUAUCUAUUUUUCCAAUAAAUAUUGAUUAUGGAACCAUUUGUCCAAAUGUGGAAUCAACAAAAUUUGUUACAAUAAAAAAUCCAUUAAAUCAGUGUAUUUCAAUAAAAUUGGAUAUAGUUCUUGAAGAAUUGAAGCCAACUACCAUAAGAAAUUAUAUAGUUCAACCAAAAUCAACACUUGAAAUACCAAUUACAAUAAAAAUUACAAAAGUGUCUAACUUUCAAUGCAAUUUGAGUUUCUUAUUAAAUGAUCAACAUAAAAGUAACCUGGUUAUAUGUGCAACAGUUGUACCAAUUCAACUGAAUCUUACACCGUCUACCGUCGAAAUCACUUCUGCUAAUCUAUCAUAUGGUUUAAUUAGAACAACUGGCAUGUCUGGAUAUGUUACAUUGCACAAUCCGUUACAUGCUUCCGCAAGAUUUUGUUGGCAAACAUUAGGUGAUCAAAAUCCUUUUACAAUAUGCCCAAAAAAAGGUGUAGUAGAACCAUUUUCUUCAUUAAAUUGUGAAAUUGUUUAUUAUCCAAAUAUUAACACUAUAAUGGAAGGCAAAUUUCAUUUAAAUUUACUAGAUCAAAAUUAUGACCAAUUAAAUACAUUGUCUACAACAAUAAAUAAAUUUGAUGUUAAUCACAAAGUAUUGGAAUUAUCAUGUAUUGCAAAACUAUUACCUAGUAAAUUAUCGUUUUCUACACGUCGACUACCACUUGGAUCAGUAGCCCAUGGUCUACCUUAUACACGUCAGAUAACUAUAUUUAAUUUAGGACAAAAUCCUAUUCUAUUUUACAUUAACCAAGAAUUCAAAAGUGCCAUAAAUCAUAACGGUAGUAUUCCAUCUUAUAUGCAUAGAUUAUCAAGAGCAUUACCAGCAAGAGUUGAAAUUCAAGUUAGUCCGAUAGAAGGGGAAAUCCCAGUUGGUGGUGAGACAACUUUAAAGGUCACCUGUAUACCAAUUGGAUUGGGUAAAUUUGAAUCAUCUAUAACAUUAAGUACAUAUGAUCGUCAGGAUUUUAAUUUAUCCGUAUGUGGAACUGUACUUAAACCACAAAUUCAGCUAAUUCCGAACACUUUCGAAUUUGGUGGUGUCAGAAUUGGUUCAAUGAAAUCUCUUCCAUUUGAGAUUACCAAUAAUGGUAUUACACGUGUGUUAAUAGAAAUACAAUUGAAAAAUUUCGAUGAAUUUCAAAUUACCGAUCAUAUAAAUUCCCUCUCAUUAGAUGAAUAUAUGAAUGAACAAAUUUAUACUAAUAAUAGAAAUAAUUCAACUAGAAAUAAAUUUAUUUCUUCUUCAUAUUCAGAAGAAUUAGAAAAGAUAUCUAUAAAUACUAUCAAAGUGCCUCAUUCAUCCAGUUAUCUGGAAUACGAUAAAUCAACCUGUCUUUAUCAUAUUCAUAUACCACCACAAAGUAAAUGGAUUGGUUAUCUAGUCUAUAAACCUAAAGAUGUAUCAUUUCAUGACUUUGUGAUCCCACUACUUAUAAAUAAACUUAGUCCAAAACUUUUAAGUCAAAAAUCAGAUGAUACCAACAAUAUUAAUGUUAAUGCUGAAGAAGAAACAAUAAUUGAUGGUGAAACUGAUUUAAAAAUGUCUAGUCAAGAUUAUGAACCUAGAGUUAUAGCUACAGCAUUAAGACAACCUAUUACAAUUGAACCGAAAAAUGGUAUACUCAAAUUUAUUGCUACAUUAAAUGAUAAAGUUUCAGAAUCAACAAAUGUUUUAUAUCAACAUCUCUGUAUAAAGUCACUAACCAAUUUACCAAUGAAAUGGCAUUUAGUCAUGCAUAAAAUUCAACGUUUCAAUAAACAUGCUCAUGGAAAAUUGACGAUACUCAAUGCACAAGGUAUAGAACUACUGCCUGAUUUAGAUGGUUACAUUAAUGGAGAUUUUACAGAAAAUGAUGAUAGAACAAUUCAUCUUGAAAUUAGAUUAUGUUCAAAUAAACCAGGAUCUUUUAAGUUAGAACUGCCAGUUUGUUUAACAUUUCCUGAAGAUUUAAACAGUGAACAAAGUCCAAAAUCUAGUUCUUCACUUUAUAAAACACUUCAAAUUCAUAUUGAGUUAAGUAAGUUGGAGUUGAAAUUUGAACCCGAAAGAAUAUUAAUACCACCUAUUCCCACUGGAAUAAAUGUUAGAAUACCAGUCAAACUGACAGCUUAUCAAAUAAAUCAACCAAUUCAAAUAUUUGGAUUUUGGAAUUUUUCACCAAUAUGUGAAGCUCAAUCAAUUAACGAAGAAAAUCUUCAAUGUCCAUUUGAUAUUGAAUAUCCAGAAGGUCAAAUUCUAAAACCAAAUUAUAACUCAUCAGUUUCUGAUACAGGAAGUUUAAAUUUAUGUGUUAAUUUUAACUGUAAAUUAAAUGGUCUUGUUCUUGCACCCAAUCCAAGACCAUUAUGUUUAAUUAUAAUUGCAAGCAUCAAUAAUUGUGAUAAUACUGAAGUAUGUUAUUCAUCGAAUAAAAGUUCAAGAGAUCAAUUUUUAUCAUCAUAUAUUUGUUCAGCUGCCUUACCUGUUAGUGCAGCUGUUGAUAAUUGUCUGAUCAGUUGGUUUGAUUAUAUAACACGUCGACCGAAUGAGUUUAGACUAACUGAUUAUCCAUAUCUUAGAAAUAAAUUGAACGAAGUAAAACUGAAUCGUAACCUAAACAUUAUUUCACUAUAUCACUUGUUUGAUGAAUUAAAACUUUCACAGAAAGAAUGCUUAAACUUAGAGAAUAUGUCUUCUGAUCAAAACUCUUCAGUAGGAAGUAAUACACAUUGGAACACCGAUGAAAAUUGUUUAAACGCUAUUAGGAAUGCACGAAAUAACAUUUCUGAUAUUUCAGAAAGUCCAUUUAUUCAUCGAGAUCACUCAAAAGACUUUGAAGAUAACAAUGAGAUGAGAUUAUCUCCAUCUACAAUUUCUUCAACAAUAACAAAUUCUUAUGAAUCAUGUUCAUCUCUACCAGACUGGCAAUUAAUUGAUCGAACAGCAACAGAGCAAGUACAACGUUGGUUGAGUGUUCAUGGAUUUCAAAAGAGUCGUUAUCAAUUUAAGUUUCCAGAUGAUUUUAGAAAUUGUAUAUCAUUGACAACUACAAUAUUGAAUAAAUCAUUAUUAGGUGAAAAACAAAAAUCCUAUACUAUAUCUCAACAGAAUACAACAAUAAAAGAAUCUAGUCAAACUAAUAUGAAACAUGAACUAAACAAUAUUAAAUUGAAUAUUGAUAAUAUAAAUGAAACAGUACCAUGUAGCAUUAAUCCAUUGUAUAAUUGUUUAUUACAUCUUUGUGGUAAUAAACAACCACCUGGUCUAUUACCUACAAUUAAUUUACCAAUAAAUAAUCCUUAUGAAGCUUUAUCAAUUGUUUAUUUUUAUUGUUCUUCAUUGUUAACAUUUGCAAGAAGUCAAGGCAGUUGUCUACCUCAUAUCUUACCAGAACAUUUAAUGGAACCGAAUGAUUAUCAUUUAUGGCAUAAAUAUGGAUGUCCAGGUUUAACAGAAUCUGCACGUACAGUGUAUAUAUCAUUAUCUCAAAAAAACAAUAUCAUAACAGUAACAGAUUGGAUGAAAUCACAAAAAAUCAAAAAUGAUAAUCAAUCAAAUGAUGAGUUAAUAAAAAUAGAUAUAAGUCCAUUAAGUGAAUCUGAACUAGAUCGAUUUUUAAUAAUAUCUGAAAGAGCUUGGACAGAUUUAUUAAUACAACUUAUUAAAUGUUUUCUAUUUAAUCAUAUAACCAUCAAUUCACUGGAUACUAUUAACUUACCACCAAAAGAUCUUUUAUUACAUAAAACAAAUGAAUUGAUGUCAUCAACGCCAACAGUUUCACAACAAUGUUCAUCACAAAAUGAAUCAAAUAAAUCGGAUCGAGUAAUAAAACAUACGAUUCGGUUAUCAGAUCAAAGAGACAAUGUACAGAGAACAAGAUUAACUAAUUCCAAUGAAAUUCAAGUGAACAGCUGUUACUCAUCAUGUGAAUGUAUCUUAUUGGCUUGGUUAAAUUAUUGUUAUCAUCAGUAUGCAUGUCAAAUAUGGCCUGAAAAGAAAUCCGUAUUUACAAAUAAUAAUUUGAUUGUUACUAAUUUUGAUAAUGAUUUAUGUGAUGGAAUUAUAUUAGCAUGUGCUAUCGGUGCAUAUGUGCCUUGUCUUAUCCCCAAUUACUUCUCCAAAAUAUACACACAACCUAAUUCAGAAGAACAGUGUUUUCAUAACGCGAUUAUUUUAGUUCAGGCACUAAGAAUGAUCCAUUUUGAAUUUGAUUUGAGUCCAUGUGAUAUAACAAGUCCACAUCCAUUCGGUAUGGCGUUAUUAUGUUUACAUUUAUUUUGUCAGUUGCCGGAUUAUUUACCGAGACAAACAAUAAAUUUUACAGGUCUUUUAAAUUCUACAACUAAACGUCAAUUAUUAUUUACCAAUACAAGUUCUCAAAUGUUAACAUAUUAUUGUGUAAUAAUUGGUCCAAACGCAAAUGAUUUCAACUGUUCUAUUAUAAACACAUCGAAUAAAAUUACAAAACGCGAAAACAAUAAAACAGAUUCAAAGAAAUUGGAUGUUAAGGAAUUAAAAUGUUCAACGAGUGAUAAUUACAUUAAGCUCAAUGAUACUAAUAAUACUGACAAGUUGUAUAAUGAUGUUAAAGAAAUGAAAAUGAUUAUACCACAGAAAGGAAAAUUACAAAUAUGUCUUGAAUAUAAAUCACGUUUUCUUAAAUUAACAGAAGCUGUAUUUUUAGCAGUUUCACAACGUCAAAAUGAGUUACAAGGUAAAACUGUAUCAUUUAUACUUUCUGGAAUCGUAGGUGGACUUGAUACAUUACCAACUAAAAUCAUUAAAUCACCUUGUUACCAAAUGGCAGAAUUUAAAAUACCAAUUAUAAAUCCAUACAAAUUAAGUGGUACAUUUAAUAUUAAAAUAAUUGAAAGUUGUAAUGAUUUAUUCAAUGCACUAUGCCAAACACAAGGUUUAAAUGGAAAGAAAAAAGAAUUUACUUCAGGUAAUUUAUUAUCUACUGAAACAUAUUCUGCGACAGAAAGCUCACUGGAUCAAUCAUCAUCAGAUAAUAGUCAAUUACCACCAGAAAUCAUGAAAGAAUACUAUCAAAGAAAUCAAUAUCAAUCAUUUCAUUGUCGUGAAAAUACCAUUAAUCUAUGUGGAACUACCAAUGAUAAUUGGACAGAUUCACAUGUUAUAAAACAAUCAGAUAACAAAGUGAAAAUUAGGCAAAAGCAACAACAACAACAAACAACUGAUGAAAAACAAAAUAUCAAAGAAUUAUCAAUUAUUUAUUUGCCAUUAGGAUGGGGUACAAGAGAAUGUUGUUUAUUAUUAUCAAAUGAAAAAAUUGGUGAAUUUGUUAUCCUGUUAAAAGGUAUUGCUCAAUUACCACAACCAAGUUUAUUACCAUAUACUGAACAAAAAGAAAGGGGUUACCGUAUUAAAUCUGCUGUUGCAGCUGCUUCUUUUGGACGUUCAGGUGAUCCAAAUGUUAUAUAUUUCCGAUGUCCAAUAAACUGUGAAAUAAAAGAAACAUUAUGGUUACCAGUAAAAAAUGAUUUACGUCGGACAGCACUGUUGAAUGCUAUUCAUAUUCGACUUGCACCAUCAGAAUUAAAGCGUCGUCAACUAGCAAAUACACUUGAAUCAGAUGAAUUACUUGAGUUGGCUAAUAAGAGAUUAAUAUUACAUAAUUUUGAUCAAAAUUCAUCGGAGAAAAAGUUAAAACUUCAGAAAAGAUUACAUAUAUCUCGAUAUCUGAUAUAUAGUGUAGAAAUUGAUUCAAAUAUGAUCAAAGUCCCACCAAAAAUACAUGUGCCAAUAUCUGUGGAUUUAGAUUCCGAUGAAACAUUUCCUCUUCCUCUCAAAAUCUUUGCUGAUAAACCCGGUUUAACUUCAGCUAAACUGGUAAUUCAAGGUCCAGAUGAUAUACGACUCUAUCGUAUUGAAUGUGUAGCUUUACCUGGUAAUGAAAAAACGGUUUUAACUUUCACAUCACCACUAAAUCAUCCAAUUACUCAACCAAUACCGAUUGUCAAUAAAACAGCAUAUGAUUGGGAACUAUCGUCACAGUUUAUUGGUAAUCCAAUAUGGUUUACUGGGCCAUCCAUCAUAAAUGUCCCAUCGAAUACAACAGUUCAAUAUUCUAUAACAUAUUUACCUAGAAGAGAAGCCGAAAGUCAAACUAAACUUGUUCUUCGAAAUAUAACUGAUGGCAGUCAAUUAGAAUAUCACUUAAAUGGGAUUGUAUUGAAACCACUAUCACUUGGAAAAAUUAAUCUCGAAUUUACAAUUAAUACUUGUGAUAUAAAUGAUGAAAUAUGCAAAGUUUCGAAACAAUCACAUUUACAAACUUUCACGCUUAAAGUUCCCAACUCCACUUCAAUAAUGCAAUGUUUCCGACUGCAAACAAAUUUACCUAAGGGUCUUAUUGAAUGGAUACCAAACAAUCAGAAAUAUAUGAAUCGUAUUGAAGUUAUGUCUGGUCGCACCGAUGAAUGUAAAUUUCAAGUUUCUGUGUCAAGACGAGGAUCUUUUCGCGGUGUUAUAGUGUUUGUUGCAGAUACUCCGAGGAAUAAUUCGGAUAGUGAUGAUGAGAAUGAUGAAGAAAUGUCACCAAAGGUUAAUCAAACUAGUGAAGCAUCAAAAACAAUAAGCGAAUUGGAUGAAAAUUCGAAUCCAGUUUAUCGACUUUGGUAUGAAGUAGAAAUUAAUAUUAAACCAGGCCCACCUAUUAAACAAAUUGAAAUUAUCUGUCCAUGUCUUAGUUCCAAAACAGUUGAAUUACCAUUUACUAUACAAUCAGAAUUAUUUAAAAAUAGUCAAACAAUUGAAUUUGAUGUAAUUAUUGAAGAUAAAUGUUUAAUUGGUCCGAAAACACAUUGUGUAACUUCUGUUGACAAUUCUGGAAAACUUUCAUCAAUUUAUCAACUGAAUUGUAUUCCAUCUAUUAUUGGAACUAGUAAUUCAACUGUCAUUUUUUACAAUCCAAACUGUGGGGAAUUUUGGAUUGAAUUAAUAAUAAAAGCCAUCAAACCAAAAGUUGUCAACGUACCAAUUAUUGAAGCUGAAUUAGGAAGCUCAAAAAUCACCAAAAUAUUAUUAGAUAAUCCAACAGAAGAGCUGUACAUUUUAAAACCAAAAAUAUUUAAUUCAGAUGUUUUCAAAUUACAAUUAUCAACAUCAGCUAAACAACUUGCUUGUUUAUCACCAUCAAUAACUACAGAAUUAGAUGAACAACAUCAUUCACACUUACAGAUGUCAACAUUAUGUCAAUAUUCUGAUAAUGAUAUAUUAGAUAUAAAUGAAAUGGAAAAUAAUUCUUCACGUAUGUUAUUAACAAAUCGAAGUACCGGUUUACAUACUACAGAAAGAAUAAUUAAAUUAAAACCAAAAUCUAAAUUAUAUCUUGGAUUGAAAUUCACUCCAUGUGCUAUUGGUAAAGAGGAACAUGAAGGAUCAAUUGUGUUUUAUUCAGAAAAAUUAACAGAAUGGUGUUUUAAUUUGCAUGGUAAUGGUGUUGCACCACAACCAAGAGAUCCUGUCAGUGUAUCAGUUAUGAUUGGUUCAGCCACCACAUUAAUAGUGCCGAUUACAAAUCCGUUCAAAUAUGACACUGUAUUGGAUAUAAGUUUAUGUGAAACCACUUUAUCUGGUCUAUUCAAGCAUUUGGAAGAUACACGUAAUUCUAUACUUAAAAAUCAGUCGGACAAUAAAUCAAUCAACUCAUCUUCAGUUGAUAAUCAUAACAAUAAUAAUGAAGAGUUUAGUGAUCAACUAAUGGAACCAAAUGAAUGUAAUUGUGAUGAAAAUAAUCAACCGUAUAGUAAGAGUUUAUCAACGAAUCCAGGCAAUACAAAUAUCUAUUCAGCUUUUCAACUUUUAAUAAAAGAGAAAAAAAAUAUACGUCUGUCAAGUAAAACAGUUUUUGAUAUACCUAUAUCAUUCGCUCCGCUGGAAAUGAGAGAACAUGAAGCACUUUGCACAGUUAUUAUGCAUAAGUCAAAUUCUGGUAAAUGUAAAUCAAGUAAAUCAAUAAAGUCAUCAUCAUCUUCUUCCGUACGUUGGCUAAUUCCAAUUAAAGGUAUUCCUGAAAUGAAAUCAUUAUCAUAUCCAUCUUCUAAAGAAUUUUCUAUAUCAUAUAAUCCAUAUCAUAAUAAUAAUACUACAUCAUCAAUAAUUAUUAAUGGAACCGUACGAUCAAAAUCAUAUUUUAUCAUAACACUAAGAUUAUUAAAUACAUUUAUAUAUACAGAAAGUCAUUUAACACAUAAUGAAAAUAUAAAAGAUAUUGAAAUACAAAUUAUACAAUCAGAAGAAGAUAAAAAGUUAUUUCAUGAAAAAAUAUUUAAUAAUAAAAUUAAUGAAUCAUUAUUAUCAUUAUGUAAUCAAUAUUCAAUAUGGGAUAAUAUAAAAAUCAACAAUUUAGAAUGGAUAAUAAAACCAAUUAUUAAAAAAACUAAUGAACAAUUAAUUAAAUUAAUUGAUUUAAAUAAAAUUUUAACUAAUUCAUUAAUAAUUAAAUUAUUUCAAAUAAAAAAAUUGGAUGAUUUAGAAAUAACAGAAAUUAAAUUAGGUAUGAUAUUUUCACCGAUGCUUUCAUUUAAGUGCAGCGCAGAUUUAAUGAUAAAAACGUCUCUAGGAGCGAUUUGGAAAUUUGGACUAAUUUUUAAAGCAAAAGAUCCUCCAAUUGAUGAUGUAAUUUAUAUUCCUCAUAGAGGUAUUGGUCGUCCAGUUAAAGUUCAGUUGCAUUUAACUAGUCAAACCGAUGAACCAUUAAAAUUCAUCGCAAGCUUAUACCCUAAAAAUCAAACAGAAUACACAAUUGAACCUAAAGAAGGAAUUUUACCACCAAUGAAUAAAGAUAAUGAAGCCAAUAUAACAAAUUCACCAUUGAUUAUAACAUUCACACCGAAUUCAUAUGGAAAACCAAUAAUUGCUCAAUUAAUAAUACAGACAGCCAGAAUGGAGUGGCACUAUGAACUCGUAGGACACAUCCCACUUUACAAACCACCAAAUGGAAAACCACAUCCAUCAACAUUCGCCAAUCGAAUGCUGAAAACAACCAAUUCGAAAUAACCUGUCGCAAUUGAAAUAGGAAACAAUACAAAUUAAAACUCAAUAUACUUUAACAAUAAUUCUAUGCAUUCUGAACAGAACAAUAAAUAUAUAAGCGGACUUUUAUCAGACUAAUA